This is a messenger RNA of Ceutorhynchus assimilis (cabbage seed weevil), 1548 nucleotides long. The record is from the annotation of a GenBank genome assembly. NCBI's taxonomy places the organism in Eukaryota, Metazoa, Arthropoda, Insecta, Coleoptera, Curculionidae.
AUGACAUUUUUGUGCAAAAUUCCAAGAGGGAAUCCUGCUGACUUCCAAACAGCAAUUUCAGCAACAAAAUAUGGGAAAUUCAACUUAUUUUUAUUACUUCUCCUCAUCCCAGCUUCUUUGCUGGUACAAAUCGAAUCUAGCUUGAUAUCGUACAUUAUUCCUGCUGCAACUUGCGAUCUUAAUUUGAACGUGUCCCAAAAAGGGUUGUUAAAUUCAAUGGCAUUCCUUGGCAUGUUAUCUACAGGAUUCUUAUGGGGAUUUCUGCUAGAUACUUUGGGCAGAAGGAAAGUUUUGCGUGUAGGUUUUUUGGCCGAAGCCGUUAUAGUGUGCGGCCAAGGAUUGUCUACGAAUGUUGCAAUGUUGUAUAUUUUCAAGUUUUUAGGAGGAACUUUAAUUGGUGGUGUUUACGUAGCUUUAGCCACCUACUUGCAAGAAUUCCACGCAACAGAGCUAAGAGGAAAAAUCCAAAUGGCAUCUGGAAUGAUUUACGCUGGCGCUAACGUUCUAGUACCAUUAUUAUCAUCGGCCAUUCUACCAUUGAAAAUCAACGCCAGCCUAUACAUUUUAGAGCUUCACGCCUGGAAUAUACUCACACUGAUUGGUAGUCUAAGUGCCCUAUUAUCGUUCAUAGGCAUUUAUUUUUUGCCUGAAACACCCAAGUUUUUGAUGACUUCGGGCAAGAAUGAUGAAGCUUUGAGAGUUUUGAGAAAAAUGUAUAGGAUUAAUACUGGGAAUAUGGAAAAAUCUUAUCCAAUCGAUUCAUUAAUCCAAGAAAUCCCCGAUGAAUCGGAAUUGGCAGCCAACAAAAAAUCCUGUUGUGAAUUUCUGAAAUCAGGCUGGCAACAAAUGAGGCCACUAUUCGGAAAACAAUACAGGCUCCAAUUGAUGCUCGUCUGUCUAGUCCAGAGCUUCUUCGGUAUGGGGAUUCACACGUUCAGAUCGUACUUGCCGCAAGUGUUUCAGGCUACGCACGAGUACGAAAUCGCGCACAACGGUACCACCCCUAAUCUUUGCAGUAUUUUGGAUAUUCUCAGGUCGAAUGCAAGUUCACUGCUUAGCGAACACGAGGAGGUUAUUUGCGUGGUUAAUGUUGAAAAUAGCUCAAGAGUUUACUUGAACUCUGUCAUAAUAGCUUCAGUGGCUCUACUGAAUUUUGCCAUAGUUGGAUUCUUGAUAAGUACUUUUAGAAGGAAAGUGUUGCUGACUAUUCUUGGUCUCACGGCAGCCAUAUCAGUAAAUUGCUUAUAUUUUUCCCAAAAUACUCCGACAACCUUAGCUGUAAGCUCAAUCUACUUAAGUACCAUAGGAGUGUGUUUCGAAAUUUUCAUCACUGUGGUUGUUGUGGUAUUUCCAACAACUUUAAGAGCAAUGGCUAUAAGUUUGUGUCUAUUCAUCACCAGAUUGUGUACCGUGGCCGGUACCAAUAUAUUGCCGGUACUUGUUGAAACUGGUUGCGUACCGCCGUUUAUUUGUUUGGGACUCGUAUGUUUAGUGGCAGUACUGCUUUCUUGGUUUGUUCCUGAUACUGAAACCGAAGACAUGAAGUAA